AGCUUUCGCUUGGCCUUUAGUAGUGACAGGUUCAGCCUGACACAAAAACAAAAUCUGUGAACGUAAGGUAGAAAACCAAAAUCAGUCAACAAAAAGUACACAUGAAUAAUUGUGAGGAGCGGUGUACAAGUGAGAAAAACGAAAAAGACUGAAGAACAGGACGUGGUGUAAGGUGUGAAAAAAAACAUCCCGCUGUAUGAGCAUCUGUGACAUAAGGAUGAAACAAGCAGACAGAACAAAAGAUGUUCUACUUUGCAACUCUUACUUUUACAAAGUCAGCAAUGGAGAAUUUCAUAAUCAAACUUAGAGAAAAUAAACAUAAAUAUCUGUAAUACAAAAACAGAUAACAGACUAUAAAUAACACAUUUGACUGGAUUUUAUGGUUUUCUGAGUGAAAUGUUCUGGAAAAAAGCUUGUAAAUUGCAAAUACACUGGACUGGAAUAUUAUAAGUUAACAUACAGAACUACAUUUACCAUUUUUUAGCAUCUCUGUAUUUGUCUGGUGUUUUAUUGGACAAGAAGACCCAUAAGAUUGAUGAACAAUUAACUUCUGAACAAUGACUGUUAGCCUGUAACAUGCAUCAUACAUCUGCAUUUCCCAAAGCACAAACUUUCAUUGAGAAAUCAAAACGAACAUUUGAAAAAGAACUAUGAAUGACUGACAACUGAUCUUUAUCUUAUUUCCUAUUUCAUACUCUGGUGCUCCCUGUCACUGUCUCCUCCUCCUCUGUCUGUCUUCUAUGCAUCUGCUGUGACCUUUAUUAAUGAGUAACUCUCAAUGUGCCAAUCAUUUCAGCAGCUCUCGACAACUGUGAGAUCCCACACUUACACAGAAGAUGAAUGCUAAUACAAAGAUCACCAUUAAAGCAGAAGACUUUGACUUCUACAUUGAUUACAAUGGCAGCUACAAUGAGAAUAAUAAUGAUUCCUGCUGUGGUGGCUCAAUCUGUGAUCAGGAGUCUUCCAUGUACUUUGAUUCCAUUUUUAUUCCGGUCCUUUACUCUCUGGCGCUGGUAGUGGGGCUGGUGGGAAAUGGGCUGGUUCUGGUGGUACUGUGGAAGAAAAGGCUAUACUUAAAUGUUACCGACAUCUUCAUCCUCCAUCUGAGCUUAGCAGACAUUCUGCUGCUGCUAACGCUGCCCUUCUGGGCUGUAGAGGCAGCGAAUGAGUGGAUCUUCGGCACAGUGCUUUGCAAGCUGACUGGAGCUCUGUUCAAGAUCAAUUUCUACUGUGGCAUUUUCAUGCUGUCCUGCAUCAGUCUUGACCGUUACUUGUCCAUCGUCCACGCAGUGCAGAUGUAUUCUCGUAAAAAGCCAAUAGUGACUCACUGUUGUUGCUUGAUGGUCUGGCUCUUCUGUCUUCUGCUCUCCGUUGCUGACUGGAUAUUACGCAAGGACUACAAGGACUCCAGACGUCAGGAGAAAACACAAUGUGUUUUUGUUUGUUUUUUAUUGUUCUUCCAUUUGGCUGCUCGUCUGCUCUACCAUAUUUUGGGUUUCAUUCUUCCAGCACUACUUAUGAUGUUCUGUUACUCUUGCAUCCUGCUGCGGCUGCGGCGUGGCUCCCAGUGCAAGCAGAAGAAGAGGGCCAUCCAUGUCAUCGUAGCUCUGGUAGUAGCCUUCUUCAUCCACUGGACGCCCUACAACAUUACCCUCAUAGUUGACACCAUACAAACCAGUGGGACCAACAAUACCAGUAACCAAACAUCCUGUGAAAACUUCACAUCGUUGGAUAUAGCUCUCACAGCUACUUCCACACUGGCCUACUUACACUGCUGUGUCAACCCAGUGCUUUAUGCUUUCGUGGGGGUGAAAUUUCGUCAGCAUCUGCUGGACAUGCUGAGACCACUGGGCUUCACACUGAAGGUCCCAGCAGGCCUGGUGUCACGGAAGAGCUCUGUAUGGUCAGAGUCAGUGGACACCUCAAACACAUCUGCUUUUUGAAAUAUUACAUGCCAUCAAACUGAUUAUGCAUGAUCAGUCAGCAUGACAUCUUUUUAUGCAAUCAUUAACAUCUGUAUUAUUCAAAGUUGUUUGGCUUUAAGUACGCAAGUGUUGCAAUUCACACCAAGGACUAUAACUAUAAUAAUAACUAGUCUUAAUAAUCAUUAUAAUUGUAUGAUAGUAUGGACAUCCUGCCCACAGCUAUAACGAUAAUGACAUAUAAAGGAACAGUAUAUCACUUGGAUCACUUUGAGAAUUAUUUUCCAGUUGAUGAAUGAUAGAAAAUAUUGACAGCCAAUCAGAAUGGAUGCAACUUUAAAGCGCUUGAGCAUUUAAAGCUACAGACGGUAAUACUGUAGUGCACAUUUAUAAUAAACAAACUAUAACUUUUGUUGGUGUGAACAUAUUUAUCUUAAUAGUGAUCUUUAUAGUUGUCAUUCUUGAGGUGAACAUGUCUUAAGUCUCAUGACAGUGCUUUUUAGUAUGCAGACUGCAUUAUAAACAUGAAUAUAGAGCAGUCUUGUUUAAUCUUAAUUUUAGAUAUUUCUCUUUGCAUGUGUGGCAGCUACCUACCGUUAAGAACAUGAUAUCGUUAUUAAAUUUAUUCAACGCCAAGUUGGGGGGCAAAUGACUUUUUACAGUGAAUAGUUUCUCAACUGUCUUGCAUUUCUCAAGCAUAAUGACUCCUUACAGCUCACACAUUUUAGAGAGAGAUAAAAAGUUUCUAUUUUUGUCAUAAUGGAAAGUUUUUUCCAAUAAUUCAGACUUUAGUCAGAAAAUAUUUCUAUUUUACUAUUGUACAUUGUUAUUGUGUUUAUUGUCUAAAGUGUUCCUGAUUUUGUUUGUUAAUUGUCUUGUUUUUUUUGAUGCUGUGGUGUAUUUUUUAUCUUGAUUUGCUGUAAAUACAUUUUCAAAACAUUCUUUGACUUGUCAUGUGAAGCAGAACUGGGCAAAUGUGUAUUUUGGUGCUUAUUGUCUUAUAUGCGCUUAUAUUUUGAUGUAUAACUUAGUUGAACCCCCAUGUCUUUUUUUUUUAUUUGUAUUUUUAUUUUUUUUUGCUAGCAUAAAACCUGUAUCUACAAUGUGAGAAGUCUUCUUUAAUUAUGUAAACUGUGAUAUAAUAAAAAGAGAAAUUAUGUAUGAAUAUA
Cyprinus carpio (common carp) is the source of this 3091-nucleotide messenger RNA. Its product is annotated as C-X-C chemokine receptor type 3-like. Lineage: Eukaryota; Metazoa; Chordata; Actinopteri; Cypriniformes; Cyprinidae. Gene Ontology annotation, biological process: chemotaxis; G protein-coupled receptor signaling pathway; inflammatory response. The record is from RefSeq and is a predicted model, not a curated record. Gene Ontology annotation, molecular function: C-X-C chemokine receptor activity. Gene Ontology annotation, cellular component: membrane.